Chara braunii is the source of this 979-nucleotide messenger RNA. NCBI's taxonomy places the organism in Eukaryota, Viridiplantae, Streptophyta, Charophyceae, Charales, Characeae. The record is from the annotation of a GenBank genome assembly.
CGGUUGCUAGGGGAGCGGCUUCGACAACAGAGUAAGAAAUAAUAACAGCAAUAUUAAUAACAAAUAGCGGCCUCACCUAUGGCUUCAUCAACGGCGCAGAUGGCGAUGGAGGCGGCAUCUGUGCAAGAUGCCAUCGCUGCCGCCAUGCUUGGAGAGGAGGGAGCUGCGCUGGAGAUUGUGCGGAUGCACAAGCAACAGAUGGAGGAGAUUCAUACUGCGCUUAUUCAACAUAGGCCCAAUCUACCAGCGGAUCUUCUCGGGGAGGGUGAGGAGUUGGUUAGUGGUUGGGACGCGGAGCUCCAUGCAGAUCUUUCGUCUCAACGGCCGGGCGCGAUUGAGAAGGCGCAGGCGAUGGUGGAGUUGGGUGGUUGUGCUGAAGUGCUUAAGAAAGUGAGGAGAAUCUUUGAUGAACUCAGGGAGGAGCUGUAUGGGAGUUUGAGGUGUGAUGAUGUGAAAGGGUGCUGCUGCGACGGGCCUGAGGAGGGGCAGGAGCUGCGCACUAUGUCACAGGAUUGUUCGUAUGUAGCGGAGGGUGUACUUCGCCGUGGGAGGCUUGAGGAGGGGCAGGGAUCUUACGGCGAACUGGAGGAGCGCGACAACGAUGCGAGUAUGAUCGGCAGUCAUCUCAACACCAACUUCAGCACGGAGAGCAACGACAUCGCCGGCGAUGAUAAUCAUAAUAUCAAUGGGCAUAACAAUGACGACGACAAUAAUGGUGACAAUUACUUCGAAGUGAGCAAUAUUGUUGCCGAUGACAAUAACAACAACAUCAAUAUCAGCAAGAACAGCGACAACAACGGUAGUCAUAACACUGGCGACCACAACAACGCUGGUGACGAUCUCUUUGAAGCUGGUGAUGCCGUUUUCCCCGAGGUUGUUGUCGAUAACGAAAAUGGCUAUUCGUCUGCUUUUUUCUGCAUCUCUGCUUAAAACCCAUCCAGAUUCAAGUGCUUAAUCCAAUCCACUUUGCUAUUCGCAG